AGAAUCAAAAGAGUCCACAAAGAACCACCAGUGAUUCUUAGAGCUCUUUUGAUUCUUCCAGUGAUGGACUCUUUCGAUUAUCUCGGUGGUGGACUUUUUCGGUUCUGGACUCUUUUGAUCCUCCCGGAUUUUGAGAAUCAAAAGAGUCCACAAGAACUACCAGUGAUUCUUAGAGCUCUUUCGAUUCUUCCAGUGGUGGACUCUUUUGAUUAUCCUGGUAGUGGACUUUUUCGGUUCUGGACUCUUUUGAUCCUCCCGGAUUUUG
Molecule: messenger RNA, 265 nt
Organism: Dentiscutata erythropus
Lineage: Eukaryota; Fungi; Glomeromycota; Glomeromycetes; Diversisporales; Gigasporaceae
Source: the annotation of a GenBank genome assembly